Molecule: messenger RNA, 728 nt
Organism: Hydra vulgaris (swiftwater hydra)
Lineage: Eukaryota; Metazoa; Cnidaria; Hydrozoa; Anthoathecata; Hydridae
Source: RefSeq, a predicted model, not a curated record
AAUACUGUCGGGAAUUAAAAUUGCUGGUGAUAUCACUAGUAUGAUAUCACCAGUGCUAACCAACUUUUUUAAAAAUAAUUUUACUCAGCUAAAACUAUUAGUAUCCAAGGUAACCAAUAUAACAUUUUGCAAGACAUCCUUACGAUUACCGCAAUGACUUCAAUUUAAGGAAAUCGUAAUUUUAAACGAGGCAUCACCACAACGGUAUUAAAUUUGUAGCACUAAUUUGUUAUAAAAAAAAAAUACAAGUAUUUUAAUGUUUCCGUAUAACGCAGACUUUACUAAAAAAAAUCAAAGCUCAUUAACUUUUUAAAAAAUGAGUGUAAAUCAUGAUGAUUGUCCACAGAUUGUGGAAGUAACGAAUGAACACGAAGGUAUCAACAUAAUAUCAUGCGAAGGCUAUCUUUACAUGCAUAUUAAAAGCUUUUGGCGACCGAGUGGAUUUACUGUAAAGCGCAAAUAUUUUACUCUACGAAAAGAAACAUUGUUUAUUACAAAGCAACGAGGUGAUUUAAUUUUUGAGGAUGGCUCCGACAAUCGAAUUGAUAUUCAUUCAGACACAGGAAUAUUUUCAGAAGAAAACCUGAAAGGAAAGUAUCAAUAUGGAAUAAGAAUUACAAAUGGCAAACAAAGUUUUCUUUUAAGCGCGGCAAACGCCGAAUACAGAAACGCUUGGCUGUCUACACUCUUAACGGUUGUAACAAAAAAAUUCGUUCAUCAACUUCGCG